UCAUUAAUAAAAAGGAAGCGAGGGGUAAGAGAUAGUAAAAGUCAAUAGUUUUGGUAAAUGGCCUGGCAAAAGGAAUGUAUGCUAGAACCGGUGGGUUAUCUAAAGGCUGCUUCUCAUGGAAUUCUACUUGGCGAAGUCUGAGGGUUCGUAGCUUGUACGUAGGAUAGUUAAAUUAUAAAUAAUGAUAGUAGUGGUUUUGAUGGGUGACUGGUCGUUUUUCAGCAGGGGGUUUCAUUAUUGUGGUAGUCUUGACAAGAGGAUGAGUCCCAGUUUGGUAGUUGUUUGAAUUAGUCAAAGUGUUUGUUCAGUGUUAAUUUAGAGGCGUUUUAGCCAAGAGUUACAAAAAUACGGCAAAGAUAGAAGGGCUAAGUAGUGAGAGAGGCUGGAAGUAUCUGUAAGUGUUUUGGAAUCCUAGGUUGAUUACAAGAAAAGUCAGGAUCACUUUAUCUGCAAUGAUAAGAGAGACAGAAAUUCAAAACCAGAAGAACAGCCUGAUAGAUGACUGCUGCAUCGAUACUGGAGAUACUUUAUAAGGCGACUGUUUGCAGCAUUAAUUGACUGUGUGAAUAGAAAUCUAAAAAUUAUAAUCAGGAAUUUACAGAGUUGAUAUUAUCCAAACAGACUGAGGUUUAUCCUUAACAAUUUUAACAAUGUUAUUGGCUCCAGCUAUUGCUCUAUGCUAGAAAUAGAUUAUGAAGCUCUCAGUAGUGAAAUUGUUGAUCAAGCAAGUUUCUGGUUCAAGAUGCUUAUCUAAUAAAUUCUUGUUAAUGC
Messenger RNA from Moneuplotes crassus, 771 nucleotides. Lineage: Eukaryota; Ciliophora; Spirotrichea; Euplotida; Euplotidae. The record is from the annotation of a GenBank genome assembly.